This is a messenger RNA of Physella acuta, 309 nucleotides long. Its product is annotated as mediator of RNA polymerase II transcription subunit 31-like. Lineage: Eukaryota; Metazoa; Mollusca; Gastropoda; Physidae. Gene Ontology annotation, molecular function: transcription coregulator activity. Gene Ontology annotation, biological process: regulation of DNA-templated transcription. The record is from RefSeq and is a predicted model, not a curated record. Gene Ontology annotation, cellular component: mediator complex.
AUGGAUAGAAAAGAGAAGCGUUUUGGUGAAACUGAGGAACAACAGAGAACCCGUUUUCAAAUUGAGCUUGAGUUUGUCCAGUGUCUAGCAAAACCCAAUUAUUUAAAUUUUUUAGCCCAACAACUUCUACAGUAUGAACAUUUUCGUAAGGAGCUUGUCAAUUCUCAAUGUGCCAAAUUCAUUGAUGAUCAACAGCUCUUACACUGGCAGCACUACCAAAGAAAACGGAAUGCUUUGAUCCAGGAACAAGCAGAGAAAACACAAACACAGAAAGAUGGAAAACAAGUUUCUAUACAAUCAAGAACUUAA